Molecule: messenger RNA, 2280 nt
Organism: Suhomyces tanzawaensis NRRL Y-17324
Lineage: Eukaryota; Fungi; Ascomycota; Pichiomycetes; Serinales; Debaryomycetaceae
Gene: FGR15
Product: Fgr15p
Exons: 1
Coding region: 388-2172 (594 amino acids)
Source: RefSeq, a predicted model, not a curated record
GCAGUCACCAACGGCCAGGUGGGAUUUUUACAGCAUUUCCACCAGGCCGUUUCUACCCUUACGUCUCCGUCUCCCACUCCAAAGGAACCCCGGCAUCCUUACGGCUCCACUCCUCCAGGAAGCGCCGCCAAAAUCUCCUCCCACCCCCUCAAUCCGUCCGGUUCCCCGCCCUCACACCCAAUUGCUAACUAAGCGCUGUUUGUAAUAGUAAUCUGGCAGCAAAUCAUCCUGUCUGUGCCCCCCCCUGGUUCUAGUUUCGGCUCCCAGCACCACCAUACCUUGCUAUAUACAGCUGCCGCUUUCCACUCUGGCUAAAAACUUACUUCCAAUCCCGGAUUAAGACUCCCAGCUUGCCCCUUUAUUUUUUUUGCCGUUAACAACUUCACCAUGAACGGAGCCCCCAUGCAUUCAUUAUAUCAAUUUGCUGGCCACAGCCCAAUACAGCAGCACAGAGGCCAGCAGGAUAGAGUCCCCUCCGUGCAACUGGGUCCCCCAGUAUUGCCGCUGGCCCUGUCGUCAGUGCACCCCCAUGGCCCUAUGCACCUGCUACAACACUUGCACCUGCACUUGCAACAACACCAACAGCUGCAGCAACCCCAGCAGCUGCAGCAGCCCCAAACACACCAGCUUCUGCAUCAUGGUCCCCAGCUCUCCCAAUUUCCCCAACUUCUGCAUCUGCAAAUUCUGCACUUAUCUCACCAACAACUCGUGGCCCAUCAGCACCCAUCCCAGCACCCUCAACAUCACUCUCAGUUACAGAGCCAUCGUCCCAUAUACCAUUCUCCUCCAAAUUACUCAAUUUCACAUUUUGCAGCUAAUGUUGCACCUUUACCCCCUAGAAUACCUUCCACCGAAAAAGACGUUACCAGGUAUCAAACCGAAUUGGAGUCAUUGCCAAUAGGCGAAACCGUUAAAAUUUUAACUACAGUGGCUCCAACGGGCAUCAGGGAGUAUAACGAACACUUAUUUAAGAUUGCAACCCUAUUGUUCAAUAUGAAACUGGAUUCUGCUGACAAUAUUGCCUCAUUGAAAAAGACAUACUACGACUUGAUAGAUGAUCUUGAUAAGUACAUCAACUAUGAAGAUCCUAUUGAGUCCCAGUUGCAUUUAUUGAUUGAAAGAAAUUUCGAUAUAUUCAUAAAGAUCUCUACGAACCACAAGGACGUCGACGUAUCAACAAGAACAAUUAGAUUCUUGACCAACAUUAUAAUGAAUUUAAAUUAUUGGGAGGUGUACAAUUUGUUGUCAUGGAAGCCUGCAAUUUAUCACUUUUUGUCAAUUAUUCAAUUUGACUUGAACGAAUGUUACUACAGGUUUAUUAAUGACUAUUCAAAGUUUAAUUACAAGAAGAUGGCACAACCAGUCCCAUCAUCCGAAAAGGCAAGUGCAUUAAGAGUGGCAAGGAAAGCAAGACGUGCUGCAGCCGCCCAAAGAGGGUUGGAAAACGAUUAUAGAGGAGAAUCCCCAGAUUCUGAUAAUUCGUCAAUUGGGACCAACGAUGAUGAUUCAAGCUCACACACUCCAACAGGAAUGUAUCCUCAAAAUCAUGAAUAUCGUGAGCAUGACAAAUUUGUAUCUGAAUCUUUGUCGGGCUUGACACCUAAGGAAAAGAAGAAGAUACGCGUGGAUGCAAAAUUGGCAGCUCAUAAGAUAAUAAAGAAGACCACAGCAUUAAAGCAAUCUACCAAAUCAUCCAAUUAUGACCCAGAUGUAGUACACGAGUGUCAAUUGCCUUCACCAGACGAACCACACAAGGUUUGCUUACGUCGGUUCUCCAGAAAAUACGAGUUGAUAAGGCAUCAAGAGACCGUUCACUCAAAGAAAAAGAAGUUAUUCAAAUGUUAUGUUUGUGUUAAACAAAAUCCACUGGUCGGUCCAAGGAUAUUCACCAGACAUGAUACACUCGCCAAACACAUUAGGGUAAAUCACAAGAUAUCUGGUAAGGAAGCGAAGGCAGAGGUUGCUUAUUCGAAGAAACAUGCAGAAGUUGUCGAAGAAGGCGACAUCACUGUACAUGUUGGUAGAAGAAAGACUAAGGUCGACUUCGAGUUGAGAGCACACAUGGAAAAGAAAAAGAUGGCGAAAGAAUCGCCCGACAUGGAUGAUUCAGGAUUCUUAGAUACCAAUAGCGAGCUAGACUCAGGUGAUGAAGAAGUUGUCUUCAAUAACUAAGACCAGAAUCUUCAAUUCUAAUAACGUAUUUAUUUCUAUCCAAGCUUUGGGCUUGGAAUUUUGACAAUCUAUACAUUGACAUUUAAUGAAUAUUACACUGUAUCACAA